Molecule: messenger RNA, 7122 nt
Organism: Platichthys flesus (European flounder)
Lineage: Eukaryota; Metazoa; Chordata; Actinopteri; Pleuronectiformes; Pleuronectidae
Gene: dlg2
Product: discs, large homolog 2 (Drosophila)
Exons: 26
Coding region: 714-3761 (1015 amino acids)
Biological process (GO): chemical synaptic transmission
Cellular component (GO): postsynaptic density membrane; neuromuscular junction; neuron projection
Molecular function (GO): kinase binding
Source: RefSeq, a predicted model, not a curated record
UUGCAUGAUUAUUUAAAAUAUGUUUUGAACUCAUUUGAGGGAGGAGCAGCUCAAGCUAUCAUAGGAGUUAGCUAGCUAGCUAGCGAGUUAAUGUCAUCUUAUAUUUGACAUCACAUGAGCUAUAUUCAUCAACAGUGUAUGUAUCUCAUUAAUAUACAUUUAUCUAGGUGUAUAUGUCAACGAUAUUGGCAGUGUUUAGGAUGUUCAAUCAAACAUGUACUGCUAGCUCUUGCCAGGCUUAAUCUAACGUUAGCUCGCUGACUGAGGUGGACAUUAGCACUAGUAGCUAGCUACAUGAAAACAGUACUGUUUUAUAAAUGUGACAUAGUGGUGAGUCUGACAGCGACUAAGUGCAGAGUCUUAGUCCGUGAGAUAUCGGUUUAUAUUGGAGGAAACAGCCAAAGGUGAACUUAACCUUCUAGGUGUAAGGGAUGCAAGCUAGCAUUGCUGUGCCUGUGCACGUUAGUAAAAGUGACAUCUCAGCCAAAGAUGGAGCACAAUGUGCGCUCUGCUCUAAGAUCUUUGUUGAGAGAUGGCCUAUUGGUCUUUAUGAGAAAACACCAUGUUGAAGUGAAGAGACGUCUGUGAUAAAAAUAUACUUAUAUUGUAUUAAUAUUAUAUUUAGGAUGUUAAGUGUUCACCACACUGCAAUUAGGCUGUGCCUUAUUUUGCCUCACUAGAAUAGGAAUGGUUAGGUGUGGAAUUGUUUGUUGAUGAGUGUAAGUAAUGAUGGCAAAAUAAACUCAUUUUUCAUAAACUCACUAUCAACUAUGCACUUUUGCAAUGUUAUUUUUUCAGGAACACUGUUGAAGUAUUUUGGAGCACAACCAACUGUACCUGCCCCCGAUGUGUCAUCAAGUGUCAGUGCCUCCACAGCUGAUGAUACAGGUUCACCCCCAGCAGACUUACAGUCACCUGAAAGUGAGGAAGAACUUUUACCCAUUGAGGAACAGUUACCAGCAUUGACAGUCACUGAUACACCGACUUCAACCUCUGCCGGCAUAACAGGUCCUUCUACAGCAUCCACUGCUAUGGAUGUCCCAUCAACUCCCUCAACAAGCACCAGCUAUCAAGGUGGAUCAACAGCUCCUCCAAUUGACCCCGCUGAAUGGUCAGCAUUCCUGUCUGACUCAGAAAGGACUGAUCUGAACAGGCCACCAGCAGUACAGGGGUCCCCCCACAACGGCCAGACCCCACCCUGCAUGAACCCUGCCUUGAUGAACGCUCCCUGGCAGUACCACUACCAAGAAGACGACUCGCCACCUCUUGAUCAGGGAUUCCCACGACUUACCAACGAGGUGCGCUCCCCUGAGCUGGUGCACGUGUCCGAGAAGAACCUGUCUGAGAUAGAGAAUGUGCACGGCUACGUUUCCCACUCCCACAUCUCUCCUCUCAAGGCCAGCCCUGCCCCAAUUAUCGUCAACACAGACACUUUGGAUUCAGUUCCUUACGUCAACGGCACAGAAAUUGAAUAUGAGUUUGAGGAAAUCACUCUGGAGCGGGGUAACUCAGGGUUGGGCUUCAGCAUUGCUGGAGGAACAGAUAACCCACACGUCGGUGAUGACCCUGGUAUCUUCAUCACUAAGAUCAUCCCUGGAGGUGCUGCAGCAGAGGAUGGACGCCUGAGAGUAAACGACUGCAUCCUGCGGGUGAAUGAUACAGACGUGUCUGAGGUUUCUCACAGUAAGGCAGUAGAGGCCCUGAAGGUUGCCGGUUCUAUUGUCCGACUAUAUGUACGGCGCCGGAGGCCAAUGUUAGAGACCAUCAUUGAGAUCAAACUCAUCAAAGGACCAAAAGGGCUUGGCUUCAGUAUUGCAGGUGGAGUUGGAAACCAGCACAUCCCUGGUGACAACAGCAUAUAUGUCACCAAAAUCAUUGAAGGUGGAGCAGCACAGAAGGAUGGGCGACUACAAGUUGGAGACAGAUUGUUAAUGGUGAACAAUUACAGUCUGGAGGAAGUGUCUCAUGAAGAGGCUGUGACCAUUUUGAAGAACACGUCGGACGUGGUCUACGUUAAGGUGGGCAAGCCCACCAAUGUCUACCUAUCAGAUCCCUAUGGGCCUCCUGAUAUCACACACUCUUUCUCUCCAGCCAUGGAAAAUCACAUCUCUUCCCCCAUCAACAGUGGAACUCUGGAGUACAAGUCCGGUCUCCCCCCCAUCUCCCCGGGGAGUUAUUCCCCCCUUCCUAAGCACUUACUGGGGGAAGAGGAUAUAAACAGGAAUCCUGAGCCAGUUUACAGCACUGUGAACAAACUAUGUGACAAAGCUCCCUCCCCCCGACACUAUUCCCCAGUGGAGUGCGACAAAAGUCUCCUACACUCUGCCCCCCUCCCAAACUAUCACUUAGGCCUGUUCCCUGACUCGGACAUCCACAGGGAUCCCAGGAAGGUCGUGCUCCACAAAGGCUCCACAGGCCUCGGCUUCAAUAUUGUGGGUGGCGAGGAUGGCGAGGGAAUCUUUGUUUCCUUCAUCCUGGCCGGAGGGCCCGCUGAUCUGAGUGGAGAGCUGCGGCGAGGCGACCAGAUCUUAUCGGUAAAUGGCAUCGACCUACGAGGGGCCACCCAUGAACAAGCAGCAGCGGCACUGAAAGGAGCGGGACAGGUGGUGACCAUCUUUGCCCAGUACAGACCAGAGGAAUAUGGGCGUUUUGAGGCUAAAAUCCAUGACUUGCGGGAACAGAUGAUGAACCACAGCAUGAGCUCUGGGUCAGGAUCCCUGCGAACCAAUCAAAAGAGGUCGCUCUAUGUGAGAGCACUGUUUGACUAUGAGAGGUCAAAGGACAGCGGCCUUCCAAGCCAGGGGCUCAGCUUCAGGUAUGGGGACAUCCUCCACGUCAUCAAUGCCUCAGAUGACGAGUGGUGGCAGGCACGCCGUGUCACCCCACAUGGGGACAGCGAGGAAAUGGGUGUCAUCCCCAGCAAGAGACGGGUGGAUAGGAAGGAGCGGGCACGUCUAAAGACUGUGAAAUUCAAUGCCAAGCCAGGGUCCUUUGAUUCCAAAGGGUCAUUCAAUGACAAACGUAAAAAGAAUUUCAUCUUUACACGAAAGUUCCCAUUCUACAAGAACAAAGAGGGUGAGCAGGAUGGCAGUGAUUCAGACCGGAGUCAAGAUGAAGUGAUCCUCUCAUAUGAGCCUGUGAUGCGGCAAGAAAUUAGUUAUGCCAGACCUGUCAUCAUCCUCGGGCCAAUGAAGGACAGAAUCAACGAUGAUCUAAUAUCAGAGUUUCCAGACAAGUUUGGCUCUUGUGUACCACCUGCUGUCAGUUCAGGGUACCAAGAUACCACUCGGCCGAAGAGGGACUACGAGGUGGACGGGCGAGACUACCACUUUGUGAUGUCCAGAGAGCAGAUGGAGAAGGACAUCCAAGAGCACAAGUUUAUUGAGGCGGGACAGUACAAUGAUAAUCUUUAUGGAACAAGUGUCCAGUCGGUGAAAUAUGUGGCUGAAAGGGGAAAACACUGCAUUCUGGAUGUGUCUGGAAAUGCCAUCAAACGACUACAAGUAGCACAACUCUAUCCCAUCGCCAUCUUCAUCAAACCAAAGUCUAUUGAUUCAUUAAUGGACAUAAAUAAGAGACUGACAGAGGAUCAAGCCAAGAAGACAUUUGACAGGGCAAUUAAGCUGGAGCAGGAGUUUGGUGAAUUCUUCACAGCCCUGGUUCAAGGAGACACCUUAGAGGACAUUUAUAACCACUGCAAACAGGUCAUAGAGGAACAUUCAGGACCCUAUAUCUGGAUCCCCUCAAAGGAGAAACUAUAAGAACUCUUCACUCUGGAAAGGAGUCUGCACUACAAGAAAAUAGUAACACGUUGUAUCAUACAAUAAUUUAUGGCGAUGAAUAGUCUUCAUAAAUAAUAAUUCUGAUUCUGUUUUUUAUUAUUAUUUUAUUCUAUUUUUCUCUUUUGUUCGGUCACUGCUUCAUUUUUCACUCAACAUGAAUGUUCCUGAAUGUAAAUGAGUGUUAGAAAUUGUUACGUCUUAAAACUUCAACUGUUUGUGUAUUUGCUGAUUUUUAUUUGACAAAAAGGAAAAGAAAUGUAAAGGAAGUUAAAUAAAUAUGGGUUUGUAUCCGUGACGGCACUGUGUAAAACUUCAAGCAGGAAACUGGAGGUGUUUCAUACAAUGCAAAUGUCUUUGCUUUGCUAAUGUAGGAAGGAAACUCGGUAUUCGAACUAUAACACUCUCCCCUUCAUUUCACAUUGCAAAUAAUCAUGUAAAGUUCAUUGUUUUUUCCGAUUUUCUGUGUACUUCCUGAACACAGCUUUUGUCUUCGUUUACACUGCCAUUCCAUCUUUGAAUCACUGUAUUUAUUUCUCUGACUUGACAUGAACAUGUGUAAGAAUUUUUUUUUGGUCACUGUAAAAUGUUGAUGUGUUGUUUUUUAUUUAAAAGCAGACAUUUCUUAUUCAGCUGUUGCAUUGACAAUUAUAAGUAAAAGGGAGAAAGCUGCUAUCUGCAUUGGAGAUGUACCACUAUAUUUUGCUACUUAAAUUGCUAGAGAGCACAAAAGCACAGAGUUAUUUAUUAUUGAAAAUAUAACUUUGAUUAAAAGGUCAUUUACAGAGCAUAUUUUAAUGAAGUGAUGUAGUAUGUUGUGAUUGUGUUAGGAUCGAUGGGAAUAUAAUGCUGAAAGAGACAUUUAACGUUCCAGAGGUUUGAAGACUUGGAGAGGAGAGGGCAGUGUUUGAAUUUAAUACUAACACACAUUUUGUCUCACGAAACUAACAGCAAGAUGCAGAUAAGUCUGAGUAUUCUGUAGCAACACUAUACAGAAAAUAAGGAAGUGAAAUACUUUAAAAAGGUGAGUUUUUGAAGAGGAAGUGAUUCAAAGGUUUCGACAGGCAGGCUGCUCCAAAUCUGCUCUAAUGACCUGAAGCUGCUCUUCCAUUAAUAUAUAAAAUAUAUAUAUAUUGGUGUUUUCCCAUACUUUUUCCCCACAGAGCUGCAACGGGGGGACACUUACAGAAGAAGGGAGUACUGCAGCUUUGUAUUAAUAUAAACCUUUGAACAUAUUUUUGCACAGAAUGGAGACUGGAUUCACUCACAUUUGAAUUCCAUAAUAUCUCGCAAUGAACAGUGUGAGCAUGAGGCUAGGAAAAGCAGUUUAAAUGCUCAUCUGGGAACCUGACUAUGUCUUAAGAUGGGCCAAAAUGUAACUAAUGAUACUGAUAAUGCAACAAGGUACUAACAAGUUAUCAGUGACCAGACAGUGAAUCUAUUGAAAGCUUAAGUCAUGGCUUGUCUGAUCUGUAUAAGUAGAGACAUGAGCCGAACACCUGACAGGAUGAUAGAGAUGGUCCUGAAUCUGCUGCACAGACCCCAGACAUCUGAAUACAGCUGUCAGACAUUCAUUACUAUUUGUUUUAGAAGUGGGUGAGCCCUGAUGAUGAGCAUAUGGUUAACAGACCCAGCACGAUACAGUGUGUUGACUGUGUAUGUGUUUACUCACCAUUUGCUUGCCUUGUUUGAAAGGGCAUACAAUAUAGUACCUCGCUUUAUUCAAAAUAAAAAUCCAUUAUGUACUUUAAGCACUUGGAAUGACUAAUGCAUCUAUCCAUUGUGAUGACCUCCCUGUUUUGUUUAGCUGCAAGGCCACUGGCUUUUAGAUUCCCAUGGCGACAAUUUGUGUGUGAUGUAUAUUCUAGUAUUAAUGCUAUUUGAUUUAGACAGCAUGUUUCACCCAACCUGUUACCUGGUAAAUAUCCUACUGACAUUUAUUGCAGGUAUGUUUCUAAUCAAUGGGACAUUUCUAAAGUGCACUUAUUGAUACUUGUGACAGAAAUGGGCACUGUAUGCUAAAAGUAAUGAAUACAACUUUAAAAACAAAUAUAAAUCACAUCCGUUGUUUAUUGUGUGAGACGGCAUAGGGACCACCUGAGGAGACUGAACUCUGACCUGCUUGUAUGGACCAUAUACUGUACUUGUCAUCCACUGAUAACACACUGAACAAACACACCUCAGUUUACAAAUGAGUGUGGACUUUCAAUUUUUAUGUACAAAUAAGAUCAUCUUUCUCUGCUCCCUUCUCAUAAACUGCUUGAGAUUUGUAGCUGAUAGAGCAAAUUUUUUCAGUUGUGAUAUGUGUAGAUCAAUGCUUGUGUUUCCAGAUAUCUGCCACCAUUCUUUUGCAGACUUUCCAUAGCGUAUAUUGAUCACCACUUGCCUUAACAGACUAGGUUUACUCUAUAUAUCAAAGACGAAAGCUUAUAAAUGUACUUUUUCUUUGAGGAUGAAAAAUGUUAUUUAAUAUUCCUUCACAUCUACAAUUGAGUGACAGCUGAAUUCAGAACAUGUCUUAUUGCUGAGGGUGACUGCCUUGAAAUUGUAAAAUUAAAAGGCUGAAGACAUUUUAUAAUUUAUAAAUCUAUCUAAAAAAUUUCCAUUCAUGUCCCAACAAGAAACGCAUUUUAAAAUGGGGGUUCAGAAACACCUUAAUACUUUGGCUCUUGCUCUUGAGGUCUUAUUGGCCAGCAAUAUUUCAUGUGAAAAAAAAUGUAUCUUGGCUUGAUACUAAUGCAAAACUAAUACAAUACUUCCAAAGUGACAUUUUUUUAAUUGUGUGGAAAUGUAAAGGAUGUCUGACCUAUGCAUGUUGCAACAGUCUUUUGUGUCUCGUGGAUGUGCAAUAUUCAACACAACUGGAGCAUUGAGGUAGCCUACCUGCUGUCUUUUAAGAUUUGAUCCAACUGCAGAUUUUAAACAUUCAAUCAGACUUGUGUCAAUUUUUAACCCAAAUAAAAACACUGUUGUAAGAGGUGGUGUCCAAGCAAUGUGUUUUGGUUACCCCAAUUAUUAUAUACUGUACCCUUUAAAGUGUAGUUGUUAAUACUUGUUAAAUAAUGAUUUUCUUAUUAAAUAACCCACAAACAAGUUUGUUUUAAACAAAUUUAAUUGAACCCUUAAUUUCAACAUGGUGGCUGUUCUGCACACGUGAGGCAGUAUUCAUGGGUCUCCUGCUUUUGUUCAGUUUUGUUUUUAAACCUUCAGCUGUGAUUAAUAAGUCUGUGGACUAAGAAGAUGAAUUAUUAUUAAGGACUCGUAGCACGUGCUUUUGUACUUUGUGUGUGUUUAUGCAGAAAGUCUGAAGAGUACCCUUCUGUGGUCAUUCUGCUUCGGAUUA